AUGGAUGUCACUCCCGAACUGCAAAAUGCCGUGCAGGCUCUGCUCGAUGACACAUCCCUCCCGCUACUUAGCCGGUGGCAGCGAGUAGCUGACAAGCUGGUCGAGGGUGGACUGGCAUGGCGGGCGAAGUUGCAGGCGAGCAGCAUGCUCGUCCACAACCUCAAUCGCGGCGGUCUAGGGGUCAGUGGACAUGGCUGUCACCUCAAAGGGGAAUCCCUGGUCAAAUCCGGCUUCGACAUGAAAUUCCUUCAUUCAGCUGUGUGCAUCGAAAUCAGCCACGAGCCCAGCCGACUGGCUGAACAGUUGGAGUUCAACCGCAAGUUGGUGGAGCAAGCCUGCGGGCUCUUGGCGCCGGUGCAUGGUGCAGAAAGGUAUUUGUCGGUGUCCUGCGGCCACACAACUCAGUUUGUGAAGGCCAUCCUCUCCAGUUGCCCGACACCCGUGCAGUCCCUCGCAGACCAGACAGGCCGGCUGAACAGGGAGGCCUUGGGCAGAGAUGGCCAUCUCAACGAGAUGCUUUCGGAAGGGUGGACUUGGCUGGUUAUUAGCUCUCGGGCUGAGUCUGCCUUUCCGCAGCUGCCCUCACUGGCCGAAAAGGCAUUGAACAGCUCCAACUCAGCUUUCACGGCGGUGAUGGAAGUAGAGAGCAUGCUUCACAUGCAUGAGAUCAUGAAGAAGCAGAUCGCUGAGGGCAAGGAGAUCGAUGUUGAGGCCGUCGCCUCCCAGGUG
Messenger RNA from Symbiodinium necroappetens, 729 nucleotides. NCBI's taxonomy places the organism in Eukaryota, Dinophyceae, Suessiales, Symbiodiniaceae. The record is from the annotation of a GenBank genome assembly.